This is a messenger RNA of Pocillopora meandrina, 887 nucleotides long. The record is from the annotation of a GenBank genome assembly. NCBI's taxonomy places the organism in Eukaryota, Metazoa, Cnidaria, Anthozoa, Scleractinia, Pocilloporidae.
AUGUUUUCAACCAAUGGAAUCUCAUCAGCAGCAACAUUGUCAAUGAAUAAUUUUAAACUACGUUAUGUUGCCAUACUUUGGUGAUGUCUGAUUACCUAAAUAUCAGAUACUAGAAAGAGCUAGUUUAAGAGCUCUUUCUCGUAAGAGGGUCACAACCGAUGCUGUGAUAAAAGAAUUUGUGGCACUUGAUUGUAUAAAUCGUAAUAAAGUCGGAAUUUCUGAAGGUGGAAUAGGAGUUAAUCAGCUUUCAAUUUUUGACUUAACGUUAUAUUGUUAUAUCACAGUACUGAUAUCCUUCUAUUAUUGUUUCUCGAUCCACCUUGCCAUACAUAUACAGAGCAAAAGUCUACGUUUCUAUGCUCUUCAGACGACCACAACGAUAAAAACCUUUAUUCCCCUGACAAUGCAUUUGAUAUUUCAGCGGCAGCGAUAGUGGCAGUUUUAUCGCCGUUGGCGGUGGUGAAGAAUAGGUUGAUUUUGGCGACGAUCUGGGAGAGGAACUUUGCGAGAACUUCGUUCCAUAUUUUUCUUGGUAAACUUGCAAUGACUGCCUUUUUGGGUGAUCUAAUCGCUAUUUGUCCACAGUUCAUGAAGCUUUGUUUUUUUUGCCAGCAUUACUAUCGUUACCAUGACUUUGACGUGCUUUGAAACUUGGAUGCAGAUGUCUCGAUGAUCCUUUAAUAAAUCACUCCUUCCGAUUCCAACCGUUGUCCUUUCAUUUUUAGUUACAAACGAUCUGGCUUUUUUUUAAUAUAUUGUUUAUAGGGGUGAACUCAGGGAUUUCAUUUUGUUCUCCUGGGACAAUGCUCACUUAUUUCAAAGUUUAUCGGAUUAUCCGCCGUUAUUAUAGCAAAAUUCAAGGCGGCGGACUUUUUCAGAACUUUUAG